CGCUUGUGGGGCGUGGGACUCCAGACAAAGAAGACACACUCAGUCAUACGCGUACACGCACAGCGCUCACACACGCACGACUGGAGUUGGACAGCUGGAAACAAUCUUCAACUCCUAGGUCUACUUUUUCUUUUUUUCACCCCCUGGCUAACAAGGUUGUCAAAAAAAGGGGGGAGCUGUGUGUUUUCCAGCUGUGGAUCCAUAAGUUGUGUUACCAUAUGUUGCGCGUAAAAGUGUGCGCGUGUUAGCGUGCUUGGGAUGGCAAAGAGGGGCUGGCUUUGCUCUUAGCUCUCCGCCAUGGGGGGUUGCCAUAGUUACCCCACCGCCACCAAAGGGGACGGCAACGCUCCUCCCGACGUCUGUGAUGCCAAACUACAACAGGAAUGUUCUCCAGAUAAGAGCUCAUGUGUGCCUCGCAUAUUUGCAUGAUGGCAUCAGCGGAUUCCUCCAGCAGAGGAGUAGUGAGAAGCAAAAGCAGGGAGCUGAAGUUACUGUGCAAAUGUUUGCUCUUUGAAUACAUGGUGUUGAUUCCACCGUGGUGACAGGACAGCAGGCAAAGGGGAAUCAACAACAACAUCCUGGAAGCGCGUCCGUACCUCCAGAAGGAGUACGCGUGCCAGCACAUCAACCACAUGGACAUGUGCGCCCUCACGUCGCUGCCGCCCGGCGUGGACAAGGCCGAGUGGCUGGCCAGCAACACGGUAUCAUUUUUCAAGCACAUAAACCUGUUCUCCAGCGCGCUGUCCGAGUUCUGCACCCCCAGCACCUGCCCGAUCGCCAGUGGACCAGGUGACACCUGCUGUUGCUGCUACCGCUUAAAUAGAAGAGUUUAUGUUUGGACUGACGACCAUGGCAGGAAGCUGAAGUGCUCCGCUCCUCUCUACUUUGACUAUGCCAUGUCCUACAUUCAGGACCUGCUCACAGAUGAAGAGGUGUUCCCCACAAAAGCUGGCUCAGUGUUCCCCACCGGCUUCAUCUUCCUGGUGCAGAAGGUGUUUUUGUUGCUGUUCAGGACUCUGGCACACGUCUACUGGUCCCACUUCCGGCAGACGCACGCGCUGGGUCUGCACCCGCAUCUCAACACGCUCUUCACGCACCUGACGCUCUUUUGCCGGCAGCAUGCGCUCCUGGACGCCGAGGACACCGAACCACUGCAAGACCUCAUCUCGGCUCUGGGACUGCAAGGAGGAACCUAAGACAAGAAAUGACAUGAAGGUUUGCUUUGAAAAGCCAUGCCUUGGUCCACAGUAUCAGGCUCCAAAUAGUUUAUGUCAAGAUUGAAAUUUUGCUGGUCAUUAAAAAGCCAAGACAUUAUUUAAUUGAGAAAAAACACAGAGAAUCAACAGACGUAACUGACAAUCCAGUUAAAUGUGCAAUCGUGUUUAACAUGUACACCUGCCAUAAAGUAUGAUAUAACGUUGUCAAGACUGCAUGAUACACACACAGUAUAAUCUCCGCUAUAUGAUGUAUGGAAUGAUUUUUUAUGUAUUUGUAUGUACUCUUGUGCCAGAAACGUGUCUGAAAAAUAAAAUGUAUUUUACAGUA
This is a messenger RNA of Phyllopteryx taeniolatus (common seadragon), 1545 nucleotides long. RefSeq names its product MOB kinase activator 2. Gene Ontology annotation, biological process: signal transduction; positive regulation of protein phosphorylation. NCBI's taxonomy places the organism in Eukaryota, Metazoa, Chordata, Actinopteri, Syngnathiformes, Syngnathidae. Gene Ontology annotation, molecular function: protein kinase activator activity. The coding region runs from base 633 to 1196 and encodes 187 amino acids. Gene Ontology annotation, cellular component: nucleus; cytoplasm. The record is from RefSeq and is a predicted model, not a curated record. The transcript has 7 exons.